Molecule: messenger RNA, 2802 nt
Organism: Polyodon spathula (Mississippi paddlefish)
Lineage: Eukaryota; Metazoa; Chordata; Actinopteri; Acipenseriformes; Polyodontidae
Product: zinc finger protein 829-like
Exons: 7
Coding region: 35-2122 (695 amino acids)
Biological process (GO): negative regulation of transcription by RNA polymerase II
Molecular function (GO): RNA polymerase II cis-regulatory region sequence-specific DNA binding; DNA-binding transcription repressor activity, RNA polymerase II-specific
Source: RefSeq, a predicted model, not a curated record
UGCAGAUGCGGACAGUAACCAACCUCUCAGAAACAUGAACCCCGACUGGAGUGAACAAGACUGCCGCAGGAACGGGAACCGGGGACUAUUACAAGAUCCCACAGAGAGCCGUGCUAUACCUAAAUCUGAAACACAGGAGGGGUCAAGGAUAGAAGCAGUUUACACACAAGAGGAGUCCUUUCACCAGGAGUGGUGUGCAAGUCUAAAGCAGGAUCCAGAGCUGAAAUGUGUUAAAGAUGAAGAGGUCUCUCGACUGGAAUGUGUUCCUAUUAAAGAGGAAUUCAUAAAACAGGAAUGUGUCCCCAUCGCAGAGGAAGAUCCUACUGAAAAUAAUGUCUGUACACUUGAGGAGAACAACAAGCUGGGAUCCAGCCUGCGUGAUGAUUGUCCACCUGAAUAUGAACUGGGAUUUAGAGGAAGAACCUCGCCGCCCGGAUCCCCGAUUCAGAACACAGAUCCCACAGAGAGCCGUGCUAUACCUGAAUCUGAAGCACAGGAGAGGCCAAGGAUAGAAGCAGUUUACACGCUAGAGGAGCCCUUUCACCAGGAGUGGUGUGCGAGUCUAAAGCAGGUUACAGAGCUGACAUGUGGUAAAGAUGUAGAGGAACAUGUUCCUGUUAAAGAGAAAAUCAUAGAACAGGAAUGUGUCCCCAUCGCAGAGGAAAAUCCUACUGAAAAUAAUGUCUGUGCACUUGAGGAGAACAAGAAGCUGGGAUCCAACCUGAGUAGUGCUUGUCCACCUGAAUGUGAACUGGGAUUUAGAGGAAGAACCUCGCCGCCCGGAUCCCCGAUUCAGAACACAGAUCCCACAGAGAGCCGUGCUAUACCUGAAUCUGAAGCACAGGAGGGGCCAAGGAUAGAAGCAGUUUACAAACUAGAGGAGCCCUUUGACCAGGAGUGGUGUGCGAGUCUAAAGCAGGGUACAGAGCUGGCGUGUGUUAAAGAUGAAGAGGUCCCUCGACUGGAAUGCGUUCCUGUUAAAGAGGAAUUCAUAGAACAGGAAUGUGUCCCCAUCGCAGAGGAAGAUCCUACUGAAAAUAAUGCCUGUACACUUGAGGAGAACAACAAUCUGGGAUCCAGCCUGCGUGAUGAUUGUCCACCUGAAUAUGAACUGGGAUUUAGAGUUUCUACAGGAGAACACGACUCCACUCCAUCACCCCACUGCAAAAACGCUUCCACUGGCAAACCACAGUGCAAGAAACACAGAGUGGUGACCCAAGAAGAACAUCUAAAGAAAUUGAAAACUUGCUUUGUUAAAAUUCAUUCUUUACAAGACAGACCACCACUUACUCUGCACAGUACAGAGACUGUAUAUUCUGUAUUUGUCAACAACUCUAAAACCCAGGGCAACUUGAAGACCUUGUCUUGUUCUACUAAAUGUGGGAAGAGUUCCCGUCAGUUAGGGUCUCAUAAAACUCACAAGAAAAAUCACAAAGGAGAGAAUCCAUUUCCCUGUGCUGAUUGUGGGAAGAGAUUCAAUAGUUUAUCAAAUCUGAAAACACACCAGCGUAUUCACACAGGAGAGAAACCUCAUUACUGUUCUCAAUGUGGGAAGAGAUUCACACAGUUAGGACAUCUUCAAUCACACCAGCGCAUUCAUACAGGAGAGAAACCAUACCACUGCAAUUACUGUGAGAAGUGCUUCAGUGAACUAGGGAGCCUUAAAAAACACCAACGCGUUCACACAGGAGAGAAACCUUAUCACUGUAAGGACUGUGAGAAGAGUUACACUCAGUUACAACAUUUGAAAGCACACCAGCGAAUUCACACCGGAGAUAAACCCUACCACUGUAAUGAAUGUGAGAAGAGUUUCAGUCAGUUACAAAAUCUUAAAAAACACCAACGAGUUCACACAGGAGAGAAGCCAUAUCACUGUAAUGAAUGUGAGAAGAGUUUCAAUCAGUUACAAAAUCUUAAAAAACACCAACGAGUUCACACAGGAGAGAAGCCAUAUCACUGUAAUGAUUGUGAGAAGAGUUUCAAUCAGUUAGAACAUUUAAAAACACACCAACGAGUUCACACAGGAGUGAAACCGUACCACUGUAGUGAAUGUGAGAAGAGUUUCAGUCAGUUACAAAAUCUCAAAAAACACCUACAAAUUCACACAGCAGUGAAACCCUGAAUGCUGGGAAAGGUUUCGUCUGGCAGGACGCAUUCAAAACCAGAAACUCUUAGCAAGACACAAACUGAAGAGAUUAAUGUGAUUAAAAAAAAACUAUAAUGCAUUUAGAGUUUAAAAAAAAAUCCUUUCCUAACAAAGACACCCCAGGCUCGUUUAUUGCAGAGGCUGCGUUUACACUUUGAAACAGACAAGAGGAUAACGUUACGGUCAGAGACAUCAGAGAUUGAAACAAAACGGACACAGUGUGAGGCACUACUUCACACCCUCGCUGGUAAGAGAGAGACAUGCCGAGAUGGUUAGCUUGUGGGGAAUCUUGCUUUUCAAAUACUCCACUGACUGAGAAUGCAAACAUUAAUUCAGCAAUGAACAUUUUCUCGUGAUUUUAUGGAGCACUAGUUUUUGUUGCGAAAGAAUAAACAUUGUUCUCAUUAUUCUGUGAGGAAUGAGGUUUGCUCAGAAUCCUUCACUCAGGCUUCAUCCCAGCGGUGGACACUUCGUGGGUAUUUAUCGUGAAACACCUUCGCUUACAUGGAUCUGUUUUUCAGUUCAGGUACCUGUUUCUAAAACAUGCAAAGAAUAAAAGUACAAUUAACUUUUAAUAUGUUUUAAUUUGAGUGCAUAUUUGUCUAAGUUUCAGUGUUAAAGUUACCGUUACGUUUGAACAAAAUACAUUUAAAAAA